Anopheles cruzii is the source of this 924-nucleotide messenger RNA. It is a transcript of the gene Prosbeta5, whose product is annotated as proteasome subunit beta type-5. Gene Ontology annotation, cellular component: proteasome core complex. Bases 55 to 909 code for a protein of 284 amino acids. NCBI's taxonomy places the organism in Eukaryota, Metazoa, Arthropoda, Insecta, Diptera, Culicidae. The record is from RefSeq and is a predicted model, not a curated record. Gene Ontology annotation, molecular function: threonine-type endopeptidase activity. The transcript has 3 exons.
AUAUCGAGUUCUGCGAUCGGGUGUUUUUUCGGUUCUUCAGUAAACUAACGCAAAAUGGCUCUCGUCGACGUGUGCGGUCUUUCUCAGAGUAGCCUGUUGGGCGAGUCUUCAUUGGGAAAAGGUUUCUUCAACCAAGACAUUAUGGUUAACAGCCAAAAUUUGCUUAACAACAUGUCGCUGGCCGUCCCUCCGUUCCAAGAUCCGGCAAUCAACUUGGCCAAACUUCAGGCGGCCGGCGAAUCAAGUGGCAUUAAGAUGAAUUUCGAUCACGGAACUACCACGCUGGGGUUCCGGUUCCAAGGGGGUGUUAUUUUGGCUGUCGACUCGCGUGCCACUGGCGGGCAGUUCAUUGGGUCGCAGACCAUGAAGAAAAUCGUUGAAAUCAACGACUAUUUGCUGGGAACGUUGGCGGGUGGCGCGGCCGAUUGUGUCUACUGGGACCGGGUGCUGGCUAAAGAGUGCCGCAUUUACGAGCUGCGGAACAAGGAAAGAAUCUCCGUAGCCGCCGCCAGUAAGAUUAUGUCGAACAUUGUUUAUUACUACAAGGGCAUGGGUCUCAGCAUGGGAAUGAUGCUGGCCGGAUACGACAAACGGGGGCCCCAGUUGUACUACAUCGACUCGGAAGGAACGCGUACGCCAGGAAAAGUUUUCUCCGUGGGCAGCGGCUCGAUCUACGCGUACGGUGUCCUAGAUUCGGGCUACCAUUGGGAUCUGACAGACGAGCAGGCACAAGAUCUCGGUAGACGCGCGAUCUAUCACGCAACGCACCGAGAUGCCUACUCCGGGGGUAUCGUUCGCGUGUAUCACAUCAAGCCGACCGGAUGGGUUAACAUUUCAAACCAGGACUGUAUGGAUCUGCACUACAAGUUCCAGGAUGAGAAGAAUAAGAAGUUUGGUGAACAUGCUUAGGGGAAGCGACAAGGG